Messenger RNA from Entamoeba invadens IP1, 2352 nucleotides. RefSeq lists its product as hypothetical. The transcript has 2 exons. NCBI's taxonomy places the organism in Eukaryota, Evosea, Mastigamoebida, Endamoebidae. The record is from RefSeq and is a predicted model, not a curated record. Bases 1 to 2352 code for a protein of 783 amino acids.
AUGAAUAACAUACAAAUGCGUUUAUCAAUUUUGCUUACUGUUGUAUUAACAAUCUCUGUUGCUGAAGAUGUAACUGAAACAUGCGUUGAAUUAGAUGAGAAAGGUUGUGUAAAACAAAAAACCGGAUCAACUUGUGCUUCGACAAUUGUAAUUACUAAUUCGUAUUGUGUCUCAAAUGAAGGUUUUAUGAACAACAAAGAAAUCACAUCUAUUAAAUUUAUGGGCACUGAAAAAGCGGUUUCAAUUGGUCAUGAUGCUUUUAAUGGCGCAGAAAAUCUUGCCACUUUUGUAUCGAGUUCAAAGGGUAUAUCUUCACUUGGCAAUUCGUGUUUUAAAAGUUCUGGACUGACUCAUAUUGAUGUUUUAGGAACUUUAAUCAUUCCUUCAAAUUGUUUUGAAAAUUGUACAAAACUUGUUUCUGCAGCUGGUCUUAAUCUGGUGACUCACUUUGGGGCAUAUGCAUUUUCAGGAGCAGCUUUGAAGGAAAUAAAUUUCAUUGAAAAUCUUCAAUACUUAGGAGAAAACGCUUUCAAAGGAAAUAAACUUGAAACUUUGAAAAUGCCUCCAUCAAUUUUAUCAAUUGAAAAUGGAGUGUUCUCAGAUAACAAGGAUUUGACAUUUGUUGAUUAUAAUCAAAAUAUCCGAGUUUUUGAAUCUAUUUUCAGUGGUUGUUCGAAAUUACAAAAACUGGUUGGAAUGGAAAGUGUUGUUGUUAUCGAGCAAAACGCGUUCAAAGGAUGUGACAUGUUGGAAUCUAUUAAUUUGUACGAAUCUUUAUUACAAAUCAGUGAUAAUUUUGAAACAAUUAAAAACGUUUUCUUUCAUGGAGAUAAGGAAUUCAUCAAUGUUAAAAAUGAAUUUAAUUCUAAAAUAAAAGUGUACGUCAAGGAAAGUUAUCAAGCAACACAAUUUGGGCAUAUUGAUGUGAUAAAAGCAAAAUGUUCAACACUUCAAUAUGUCAACAUUACUCCAAGAGAAAGUGUUCAACCAAUUUCAAAUUCAGAAGAAUUGUUGUGUAAAACAUGCAGUGACACAACAAUGAGUAUUGACGGAGUUAACUAUUAUUGUGAAAUUGACAUGUCUUUGUGUAUUUCAACACAUUUAAAUUGUAGAGUUUGUAAAGAUGAUAUUUGUCAACAAUGUAAAGAUAAUUAUUAUGUCAAAGACAGACAAACUUGUGUUGAAACGUGUGGAGACAAAUACUACUCAGUUGAAUCGCCAAUUAAGAUCUGUUUGGAAUGUCCAGAGAAUUGUAAAACGUGUUCAGAUGGUACAACUUGCAACGCUUGUGAUGAUGGAAAAUUACUUAUUGAAGAUACAAAAAAGUGCACAGAAAAUGCCGAUUGUCCCUCUAAUUAUUACAAAGACAACGAUAACAAAAAGUGUGUCAAAUGCAAAAACAAUUGUCUGACAUGUGAAAACGAAAACAAGUGUCUUUCUUGUGUUGAUGGUUAUGUGAUAAGUGAAGAUCAAUGCAUUUCUUGUUCAUCAAUUCAAGGAUGCAGUAAAUGUUCUUCAAGUGACAUUUGUACCGAGUGCACCACUGAUAAUCUCCAACCAGACAAUAAAUCGUGUUUACCCACAUGCCCAACUGGUUAUUAUUCAUCAAACAAAGUUUGUAUGAAAUGUUCAGAUAACUGUGAUAGUUGUAAAGACGGAAAACAAUGUGAUAAAUGUAAAACUGAUUAUUUAUUAACUGAAGACACAAAGGUGUGUGUCGUUACGUGUUCUGAUGGGUAUUUCAAAUCAACUCAAGAAAAAAUGUGCAAAACUUGUCAAGAAGGAUGCAAAAGGUGUGCAACGAAAAAAGACUGUGAAGAAUGUAUGGACAACAUGUUAAAAGAAGAAGAAACCAAUUUAUGUGUUGAUCAAUGUAAAGAUGGGUAUUUUCAACACGAGAAGCAAUGCAAAAAGUGCGGCGACAAAUGUCAAAAAUGUCACAAUAAAACAUCAUGUGAUGUUUGUGAAGAAAAUGUUUAUUUACAAAAUGGUACUUGUGUUGAAAUAUGCCAAGAUAAUUAUUUUGAAUCAAACAGACAAUGUGAAAAGUGUAAAGACAAAAAUACAUACAAAACACCAUGCACAAAUUUUGAGUGUGAAGUUUGCACUGGAGGUCAGAGCAGUGCCACAAGAAAAUAUGUUAUAUUAUUUUUUUGCUAUGCUUCUGUCAUUUCUAAUCAAGAAAUUGAUAUAUUACAAAUCCUUCGAAUCCUAUCAAAUUUUUUUUUCAGUUCACACACACAACUUUUUUCAAAUUCAGUCUUUUUGUGGGUGUUACAAACAAAUUCUUUUGUUUCAGUCUCUCCAUAUUAUAACAAAACAAUAUUUCUAUUUUCUUUUACUUCAUCAUAA